UACCCACGCCGGCCAACAAAUCUGAAACCCUAAGCCAAGUAAGAGCAGGCAAAGGCAUCGGCGGCGGCGGCGGCGAAUAGAGGCGGCGAGCCCGCCCUCGAGCACCCCCCCACCCCCCACCCCCCACCCCCGUCCCGUCGUCACCACCCCUACUGAUCGAAGGCUUGACGCCUUUUGAGAUGGAGAUGAUUAAGGGAUCCGAAAAGCAGGUGGGAGGGCAAUACAAAAUCCUGAGCACGGGUCGGGAGCGCAAAGAUUUAGACGACUCUCUUCGUCGCCACCGUGUCCCCCCCCGUCCCGUCGUCGCCACCCCUACAGAUCGAAGGCUUGACGCCUUUUGAGAUGGAGAUGAUCAAGAGAUCCGAAAAGCAGGUGGGAGGGCAAUACAAAAUCCUGAGCACGGGUCGGGAGCGCAAAGAUUUAGUCGACUCUCUUCGUCGCCACCGUGAGAUGUUGAGGAGGGAGACCACGUUGCUGAAGAGCCAGAUCAAGUCCCGGAGGUUGGCGAAGAUCGCUGAAAAUAAGAGAUUGGCGGGGAUUGCUAUCGCUCGAAAGGAGAGAUCGGAGAAGAUCGCUAAAAAGAGGGAGAGGGCCCUGAAAUAUCUGAAAGAGAAGGAGCAGGGAAAUGUGAGGUCGGCGGAGAUCGAUGGAAUUAUUGAGAAGGCCCGGAAAUAUCUGAUUGAGAAUCCGACUUUGAUAAGUAGGCAUGUCAGUGGAAAGGAGUAUUUGGCCGACCAGGGGAGCAUAGAUCCGUCUAACUCUUGUAGUAGUUUCGAGAAGCAGAGUAUGAGCUCCCAAGUCAGUUCAAUCUCCGAGCUGAUGUCCGAGGUGUCUGUCCAGAGGGGGAUGGCCUCGAGCAAAAUCAAACCAGCCUCCAAAUCUGUGUCCAACUUGGAGCAGGUAUAUUUGCCCUUGGGUGUUUGGGAAGAGGAAGAGCUCAGGAACUGCAUCAAUUCUAUCUUGCAUGACCUGGAGGAGUUGGGGUACCAGAUGCUUUCUGUGCCAUAUAUUAUGAGGGAAGUCAGCGUUCCCAUCUCCUUGUACAAGGCAAACCAGUUGGUUGAAGUGACAUCGAAGUUAAUGCGGAUCACCAAGGAUUUCGUGGAAGUUACCGAAGGGGGUGAUAAGGAGGAGACUGAAUUCAUAACCGAGCUGGUUGAGUCCCAAUUCAUGCAGAUCUCUAAAGAUUACAUAAAACUUCCUGCCAGUUAUGAGUUCAUAGUUGAUGAUGAUGAUGAUGAUGAUGAUGAUGAGGAGGAGGAGGAGGAGGAGACUGAAGUGGAUGAGAAAACUUUUGCUGAUCUGCGUGUUGCCUGGGAAUCUACAUGGGGCAGCAAGUUUGGGCGGUGUGGUGGCUUCGUAGAUACAACCACAUUGAGUCCUAUGCACUUUACACACUGCACACCUGGACGUAUCCCAUCGUCUUCUGUCACUGGGGUUGCCUUGCAGAUCUACUCCAUCAAAAUUGUUGAAAUAAGAGGCAACUUGAACUGGCCACUCUAUGUGUAUGGUGUGGUUGCUGCCCGAGACACUGUUGAUCGCAACCGCAAUCUUCUGUUCUGCCGGCCAAAGGCUAAAUGUCAAAAACUCACCCUAGAGGAUCCUUUUUUGUGCUUGACUGGCCCAUCUCGUGCAAUAGUGGCUUUUGACCCUGUUGAUUUUGAAUUCGAACUAAAAAUAAAGGAUGGGACAGAGGACGGGACUGUAUUGAUCAGUCAUAUGUUGCAUUACUUCGGUAUUGGUUGUACCACUUUCUUCCACGACCGCCUUUGCACAGCAGAGAUGAGCCUUGAGCUAGUUGAGACAACGGUCCAAGGCACUAUCUUGGGUGUUCAUGUUGUUGAAGGGGUAUGGCCUUUUGAAUUUGGAAGUCGAGUUGUUUGCUCCUCAUCAUCACAUAAGGAAGAUGGAGCCAUUGAUAGCCAAGGCAAAUCUAGGCAAGUUGUGUUGCUUGAUUCUUAUGGUGAGAAAAUGCAUGUAGGAUCAAAUGGUUACCUUAAUCCAUCAAGGCAUGUUGUUUCGGUAAAGUUACAAGAAAGUCUGAAAGUUGUGGUACAAGCCUACUCGCUGUCUGGUAGUAUUGGUGCCCAAGCUCAUGUCUACUUCACUCCCAAACAUUGCAACAUCAGUCUGGCUACUUGUGUCAUUGGCGACUCUAGGUUGGAGAUUAGUGUUGCUUGGUCUGGCCUUGUCUGGGACAAGAUGGAUGUUUCAAUAGAGGGAUAUGUUGGCCAGGAGUGAAUUUUAUGGACUGCUAUGGUGGUUUGUUAAAAUGUUGAAGCAGCUGUAUGUCGACCACCUAGCUAUGUAAGAUGUCCCACUAUUUGUGUAACGACUAAGUUAUGUUGUGUGAAGUAUUAUUGUUUGACUAAUUAGUCGUCGUGCUAUACAAAAACAUUUCGUGAUGCCAAA
Messenger RNA from Brachypodium distachyon (stiff brome), 2412 nucleotides. RefSeq lists its product as uncharacterized. Bases 343 to 2241 code for a protein of 632 amino acids. The transcript is spliced from 3 exons. Lineage: Eukaryota; Viridiplantae; Streptophyta; Magnoliopsida; Poales; Poaceae. The record is from RefSeq and is a predicted model, not a curated record.